GGCGGCUAGGGAAGGGGGGUGACGGGCCCCGGCUCAGCACCUCGGAGAGCUCCCUCCCCUGCCUUGUUUUGCUCCGGAAUCGCCGCCGGGGGAGGGAGCCAGGGGGCCCGGCCAGAGGCGCAGCGGCUGGAGGAUGGCCCUGGAGGGGUCGAGGGGCCCCGGCGGGCAGAGGGCCCAGCCGUGAUCCGGCGGGGGGGCCGGGGCUGCGGGCGGGUGGCGGGGGCAGCUAGAGGCGGCAGCAGUGGCUACACAUCUGGAUGGAAGCGAGCUUUGUCCAGACCACCAUGGCUCUGGGGUUGUCCUCCAAGAAAGCGUCUUCCCGCAACGUGUCUGUGGAGCGUAGGAACUUGAUCACCGUGUGCAGGUUCUCUGUGAAAACGCUGCUGGAGAAGUACACGGCAGAGCCCAUCGAUGACUCAUCGGAGGAGUUCGUGAAUUUUGCAGCCAUCUUAGAGCAGAUCCUCAGCCACCGCUUCAAAGCCUGUGCCCCAGCAGGUCCGGUGAGCUGGUUCAGCUCAGACGGGCAGCGGGGCUUCUGGGACUACAUCCGCCUGGCCUGCAGCAAAGUGCCCAACAACUGCGUAAGCAGCAUUGAGAACAUGGAGAACAUCAGCACUGCCCGAGCCAAGGGCCGGGCGUGGAUCCGGGUGGCACUGAUGGAGAAGCGCAUGUCGGAAUACAUCACCACAGCCCUACGGGACACCCGGACCACCAGACGUUUCUAUGACUCGGGAGCCAUCAUGCUGCGGGAGGAAGCCACGGUCCUCACCGGGAUGCUGAUCGGACUGAGCGCCAUAGACUUCAGCUUCUGCCUAAAGGGCGAAGUGCUGGACGGGAAGACCCCCGUAGUCAUCGAUUACACGCCCUACCUGAAGUUCACCCAGAGCUACGACUACCUGACCGACGAGGAGGAGCGGCACAGCGCCGAGAGCAGCACGAGCGAGGACAACUCGCCCGAGCACCCGUACCUUCCUCUCGUCACCGACGAGGACAGCUGGUACAGCAAGUGGCACAAGAUGGAACAGAAGUUUCGCAUUGUCUACGCGCAGAAGGGCUACCUGGAGGAGCUGGUGCGUCUGCGCGAGUCGCAGCUGAAGGACCUGGAGGCGGAGAACCGGCGGCUGCAGCUGCAGCUGGAGGAGGCGGCGGCACAGAACCAGCGGGAGAAGCGGGAGCUGGAAGGAGUGAUCCUGGAGCUGCAGGAGCAGCUGACAGGUCUGAUCCCCGGUGACCAUGCUCCCCUGGCCCAGGGUUCCAAGGACGUCACCACACGCCUGGUCAACCAAUGGCCGUCACUGGGAACACUCAAUGGGGCCGAGGGCGCCAACAACCCUAAGCUCUACCGGAGCUCUCUGCUUUGCUACAGACACAGUUUCAUGAGCACGGAGCCGCUGUCGGCUGAAGCCAGUCUGAGCUCGGACUCCCAGCGCCUGGGAGAGGGCAAGCGGGACGAGGAGCCCUGGGGCCCCAUUGGGAAGGACCCCACGCCCUCCAUGCUGGGCCUCUGCGGCUCCCUGGCUUCCAUCCCCAGCUGCAAGUCCCUGGCGAGCUUCAAAUCCAACGAGUGCCUGGUGAGCGACAGUCCCGAGGGCAGCCCGGCACUGAGCCCCAGCUGAGGAGCGGCGUGGGCAGUGCCGGUCCCCCUGCCGCCUUUCCUCACAGCCCCCCAAUCCAGGCCACCCUCCAGGGAAUGCUGCCCACUCAGCCAGGCGUCUCUCGGGAGACACCCUUUGCUUCUAGCCCGGUUCAGCUUCUUGCCCGUGGAGGCGGGAGCUGCCAAGGGAGGCAGCUUGGGCCAAGAGGCAGGGGCACCGGGGCCACAGGGAGCCCUCAGGAAGCUUAUUCUUCUGGCGACCCUGCUGCCUGGCUAGCUCCCUACCGGACUCUCCUUCGCUCAUCUCCCCGCCCUCCUCAGGAGCUGGUGGCCCAGCCUGGCACUGCCGCCUCCCUUGCCUCUCCUGUCUGUCCCUGUGUAUGCCCCCGAGUCACUCCUUCCUCAGCCCCCAGGCUGGGGGGGGGGGGCGGGGGGCAGCUACGAGGGUAGCAGGCAAAUAAAAACCAGAGGACUGCGA
Messenger RNA from Orcinus orca (killer whale), 2072 nucleotides. It is a transcript of the gene RUNDC3A, whose product is annotated as RUN domain containing 3A. NCBI's taxonomy places the organism in Eukaryota, Metazoa, Chordata, Mammalia, Artiodactyla, Delphinidae. The record is from RefSeq and is a predicted model, not a curated record. Gene Ontology annotation, cellular component: cytosol. The coding region runs from base 258 to 1616 and encodes 452 amino acids. The transcript has 11 exons.